This is a messenger RNA of Uranotaenia lowii, 4139 nucleotides long. It is a transcript of the gene Tgs1, whose product is annotated as trimethylguanosine synthase. Lineage: Eukaryota; Metazoa; Arthropoda; Insecta; Diptera; Culicidae. Bases 250 to 3351 code for a protein of 1033 amino acids. Gene Ontology annotation, molecular function: RNA cap trimethylguanosine synthase activity. Gene Ontology annotation, biological process: 7-methylguanosine cap hypermethylation; 7-methylguanosine RNA capping. The record is from RefSeq and is a predicted model, not a curated record. Gene Ontology annotation, cellular component: nucleus. The transcript has 5 exons.
GGCAACACUGUACGAUCAGCUGUCAACUUCUGUCACCGUUUUCGCAGCAGCCAUCACUGUUUUUCUUCAUGCUGGAGAAAAAUGUCUGCUCUGCUUAGGUGUCUCCUCCCAUCUUAGAUUCCGUUGAGUGGAAGCACGCCCCCGAUCGUCUGGAAUUCGGUCCACGUACUGGGCGAGAUAGAGACUGUCUCUUGAUGAUUGAUAUCUAAUUUUCGGGGUACGGCUAGGUGAAAAAUAAGUUAUGCCAAUAUGAGCUCGAACGAAGCCCACUGGGAACCGCUGGCGGAGAUUUAUUUGUCCUAUCCGGAGGCGGUGAGUUCUGGGGCUGGUGCUACCAAUGCGAUUCGGGAAAAGAAAAACUGCACCUACUGUCUGUGCAGUCGGGUGUUCAUCCGGAACUACUACGACGUGUAUGUGUCCACCCUCGAGAGACUGGAACCAAGUAUGCCCGAGACACCAUUGGAUCAGCAAAAGUUGCAGGACACCAUAGUUGAUGAACCGGAGCUUGUCGAAAGUGUCUCCAAGGAGUUGGUUCCUACACCGCUGUCAGUCAAGGACACAAUCGAGCCUUCUCUCGAAGACAUCGAGGAUGAUGUGUUCAGCGAGGAACCGGUGCUCCGCAAACAACUUAGUUUCAGCCGUAAUCCACUGGCCUUAAAAUGGGAGACGGCUAGCAGCGAGGUUAGCUGUUACUUUAGCGCUAGCGCAUCACAUUCCGACACCAAUUACUGCAGCACCGAUGAGCAUGAGCAUAAUUUGCACGGGGGAGCAACUUUGCGGGGCGUGACAGCCGGUGGUCACAAGUUCUACAGUCAUCAUCAAGGGGGAAUGCAUUCCAGCGACAGUGGAGCGGACAUUUCGGAAAAGAAUUUUGCUGGCGCUUUCGACAAGAAGGAGUCAUUUUUCCAGGGUGUUCAGGAAAUGCUUGCGGACGAGGCCAGCAAGGUUGCGGCUUCUUUGGUGCAUGCCGAGAGAAAUAACAGUCUUCCGGAGGUGUUUGGACGUGAAGAUCUACAGGAAGCCUGGGAAGCUUAUUGGAACAAGCACGGAGAGUCAAUCAUAUGGGCUUCUUGGAUCGAAAAGUACAGUGAUUACAUUAAUCCGGAAUAUAUGGAUCAAGUUCCUGCGACCGCAACUGGUAGUAAUAAUUCGCCACAUUCCAAGAGUGAAGCCACUCCGGACACAACCUAUGAUGCUUCCAAGCACUUUUCCUUCGACAACACGGAAGCAUUUGAAUCCAAAGCACCACCGACUGAGAUCAUCGUUUCCACUUGCUCACCUCAUCCCUAUAGCCGGAACGACGGAUGGAAUCCACUGAAUACGUCGCCCGGUGAGCAGGACAUUUGGACCGCCCACCGAUCCAAUUCGGCUGAAAAUGAUGCCCUGUUGAGUCCUCGAUGCGAUUCGGUUACCUCCAGCAUUCCGCUGACCAUCGGGACGACUGAUUCCAUGACAAACGUUACACGGAUGACUAUUUCUAGCUAUGGGUUCGACGAUAGCUCUAAGGUUAGCUCCGAAUCGUCCCAUCUGAGCGAAUCCAGUUUGAGUGAGCAAAUUUCGUCCGGCAUAACGGACAGUUCUAAUAGUUCGGACAUGCUGGCCACCGAGUUUCAGGUAGGAGCUUCCUCCAGUCUGCAACAGGAAGAUGAAAACACGCAGGAUGGCGAGCAAUACUGGCAGAUUCUGUGGCAAAAACAUUUCCAGGAGCUGUAUGCAAAGCACUAUAAUCUUUUUAUGGUGGAACGCGGAGAUGAACCCGAGACUCCCGGGAACGUCAAUCAAUGGCCUCGACUGCACAAAAGAAAGCGAAACAGCAGCAGUGGCUCGGGACUGGUUCAUGGAAGGUCGACUGCAGCAGAUCAACUUCCGGAAAUGGUUGCGCAACUUAAAUUAGACCUCCCGUCGCCUAACAAGAAAGAUCCCAUCACAAACAAUCCACCAGUAGAUGCAGAUUCUGAGCAGAAGGGCUCCUCAGACAAAAACACCAAACAACAAUCUCAAACUACCGAAUGCCACAUGGUUGAAGACUUAAGUGGAGCUCUGGAAGCGUACGGUUUGCCUACAUCGUUCGGUAAACCAUCAAGAAAAUCCAACAACAACGAUGACGGAGGCGGAGACGAAGACCCACCGGAAGAUCGUCCAACGACGCUUAAGCGUUGCCAUGAAAGUGAUACAGAAGAGUCGCCCAAUGACCGUCUCAAGGCAGCUUUCGAGCUGAUGGGUUAUGCCUUUUCGGAUCCAGCCAAUCGCAAUGAAUCGGCCGAUUCGAUUAUCAACAUUACUGGUGAGGUGGUCUACCGAAAGAAGCACAUAAGACUGCACAAUCGGGUGCUUAAAAUGCGUCAGCACCACAAACCGAAGCACACCUAUUUCGAUGACGAUGGUAACGAGAUAACGGGUGCCGGUGGUUCCGAGAAGGAUGAUGCCGCUCCGGAAGCUCUGAUGCAUACCUCCUCAGACGAUGAUGAUCCGGCGGUGGUGUCUGCUGUUGGCCAAAGCGGAACCCGGAGUGUUUCGUCGAGUGUCCGCUCCAGCGCCAUACUGGACUACAAUGUUCAGCUGCAGGCCAAGGAGAUCGAAUCGCAGGACGACAACGAGGAGGAGAAACAUGACGAGAAUCCACCGUCGGAGGAAGCGCUGGACGAAGUGGUUGUGCAACCUCCGGCCAAAAAGGAGAAGAAAAAGAAACGUAAACCUAAAUUCGUGGCCAGUCUGCCGCCGGAAAUUGCCAACGACAAAUCGCUGCUCAAGUAUUGGUACAAGCGAUUUUCGCUGUUCUCUCUGUUCGAUUCGGGCAUUAAGCUGGAUCGGGAAAGUUGGUUCUCCGUAACGCCGGAGAAGGUAGCCUCCCAUACAGCCGAACGAUGCCGAUCGGAUCUGCUGGUCGAUGCGUUCUGUGGAUGUGGCGGAAAUUCGAUUCAAUUCGCGUUCACCUGCCAGCGGGUGAUUGCUAUCGACAUCGACCCGCGAAAGAUCGAAAUGGCUCGGCACAAUGCGACAGUUUAUGGGGUGGCCGACCGAAUCGAGUUUAUUGUGGGAGAUUUUCUGGUGUUGGCAGAUAGACUCCGGGCGGAUACGGUGUUCCUUUCGCCUCCCUGGGGAGGACCCAGUUAUCUGAAGGAUGAAGUGUACGAUCUGGAAACCUCGCUUGUUCCCGUUCCUGCCAGUGAACUAAUGCGAAAGGCACGUCAAAUUAGCAGUAACGUAGCGAUGUACUUGCCACGUAAUUCGAAUGCCCAACAGCUUACGAUGCUGGCCGGUCCGAACAAUGCCGUUGAAGUGGAACAGAACUUCUUGGACCGGAAGCUGAUUGCCUUGACAGCAUACUACGGGGAUCUCAUAAACGAAUAACGGCACCCCCGUUCGAAGGUAAGAUAUUCGUAGAACCUACUUAUAUUAGAAUACUGAGGCAGAUGAACAGGACAAGUUACUUACAAUGAUCCUCGCGCAAAGAGUAGCGCAAUUUUAUGUAGCAAGUAACGUUUUUCUUACGUUUUUAUAUGAGCAAUCUUUUUGAAUAGUACAAUUUUUAUAAUUGCAUGAUUCAAAUUCAACAAAACAUACAGAAAAUACCCAACCAAGAGUAUAAGUCACAAAGAUGUCUUUAUUUUUUACUAAUUAGUAGAACUAUAUUUCGUAGAUUUAUGUUUUUUCUUAGCUGGAUUAAAUAUACAGAUACUUUUCUUUAGUUUUUGAAUCCCUUGGUUUAAAAUAACGUCCAUAGACAUGAUAACACCAAUUCAAGAGAUCUUUCAGAUUGUCGCUUAGUCAGUGUUACUAACAGUUUAUUUUGUAUCCGGAAAAUUUAAUGUUUUACUCCUGCAUAGAUUUUUUUUAAGUUUCAUUCAUUGAAAUUUCGCACGUAAAUUUAAAAUUGGCUUUCUUCCCUGAAACUGCAAUCGGCAUUUUAACAGAAUGCCAACAAAAUAUUUACUCAAAAUUACAUAUUCGAAUUUUAAGCAGAAACUUUGUUUCGAGUUUUGUGUUGAUUGCUUGAUUAUUGGUUCAUUUCAGUCAUUGUGCCCUUCGAUGGGUAACUAAUCAAUUCCUGAGAUUGAAUACAAUUAUUAUGAGAAGAAAAAUUAAGAUGAAUACGUCGUACUUAGUCGAUUGAAAUAAACGAAAAAAAUAACUGUGAA